Rana temporaria (common frog) is the source of this 2706-nucleotide messenger RNA. Its product is annotated as solute carrier family 40 member 1-like. Gene Ontology annotation, molecular function: iron ion transmembrane transporter activity. Lineage: Eukaryota; Metazoa; Chordata; Amphibia; Anura; Ranidae. Gene Ontology annotation, biological process: iron ion transmembrane transport. Bases 673 to 2481 code for a protein of 602 amino acids. The transcript has 9 exons. The record is from RefSeq and is a predicted model, not a curated record. Gene Ontology annotation, cellular component: membrane.
CAAGUUCAAACAUUCAGUUGCAAAAUGAGAAACCAACCCAAAACAUCAAACACUUGUAACUUUGAAUAUUUGUGAUGAAUUACAUUUUACACUAGACCCUGGGGAAAAAAAACUGUUGAUUACAAAAAAAAAAUACUUUCAAAGCACUGAUUAUAGGUCUCAAACUGCUGGUAAUUCUCUGUGUGCGUGACGUAGUAGCAGCAAAUGCAGUAGAGUACGAGAGCCCCCCUAUAAGUCAGUGAUUGCGUGCUUCAAGCCAGCUCUCUAACCCCCAUUGUGUUGCAUAAAUGAAAUCCCCGGCAGCCUAAUGCAUAGCCUGUCUCCAGCCACACUGCAUUCCCAUAGUUCCGAAUGACCCCAGAUACAGCACAUUGUACUAGCCUGUCACGUGUGACAGAAAGUGCUGGCUCUCCUUUUCACAACAAACAUGAAACAUUUGCACCUCCAGCAUUUUUACACAAUGGGGUACAUAUUAGCAAGUGUCCAUGUAAGUUUCAUAAAGUGAUCUCAUCUCUUUUUUUUUCUUUUUCUUCACCUUUUUUUUUUUUUAAAUUUCAUCUUUCCAUGCCUGGGAGGGCUUCUCUCCGAUUCUCAAACUGUUUUCGGUGACAGUUUGAAAAAUCACAUUAGAACACAUGAGAGCACUGAAUCUGCCUGCUUAUGUGAUCUGCAAUGCUGGAAGAAUUAGAAGAAAUAGAGGGCCCGGGAGAUGAAAGGACACAAGGGCAACUCCCUACCCCCCAAGCUAAAGACAAGAAGAAAGUACUUGGUCCAGCGGUAAACUAUCUGAUGGGACCAAGGUUUCUUGUCUAUGUGAGCUGUGCAUUGUCAAUAUGGGGGGAUCGCAUGUGGCAUUUUGCCAUCUCGGUGUUCCUCAUUGAGUUGUAUGGACAUAACCUGCUGCUAACAGCUGUAUUUGGCUUAGUGGUGGCUGGCUCUGUAUUGGUAUUCGGGGCUUUGAUUGGUGACUGGAUUGACAGGAAACCAAGGAAUAAAGUUGCUCAUGCAUCGCUGUUCAUUCAGAAUUCCUCUGUCACAGCUUGCUGCAUAGUCCUGAUGCUGGUAUUCUCCUAUAAAAAUGAAAUAGAACAGAUAUGGCAUGGAUGGCUUACAGUAUUCUGCUAUGGAGUGGUUAUUAUAUUAGCUGACUUGGCAAACCUUGCAAGCACGGCACUGACCAUAACCAUCCAGAAAGAUUGGAUCGUGGUGAUCACAGGAGAUAACAGAAGUCAACUAGCUGGAAUGAAUGCAACCGUUAGAAGGAUGGAUCAGGUCAUUAAUAUCUUCGCCCCGUUGUCGGUGGGUCAGGUCAUGACUUGGGCUUCCAAUGUGGUUGGCUGUGGAUUCAUUCUUGGAUGGAACCUGGUGUCACUGCUUGUGGAAUUUAUCUUCCUCUCCAGGGUUUAUAAAAUGGUACCUCAGCUGGCUGUCAAACCACAGCAUUCUAUAGGAGAGCAUUAUUUAGAAAGGCAGCUGGAACUUAUCAAUGUGCAAGGUGAUUUGCCUAUCUGCUCAGCCAUAGGCGACUUCAUUGGCACACCAGCCCUACCCACUGUAUCAAGAGAAGAGAAAGCCCAGACUCCAGAACCUUCUGCAGAGCGCACUUCAUCAGUCCCUGUCUGCUUCCAGAAAGUUCGCCGCAUAUUGAGUACCUGUACAGAUGGCUGGAAAUCCUACUACAGACAGUCUGUCUUUUUAGCGGGUCUGGGAUUAGCCUUUUUGUACACCACAGUCCUUGGCUUUGACUGUAUCACUACAGGUUAUGCAUACACUCAGGGGAUCAGUGGCUCUUUGCUUAGCAUACUCAUGGCCGUCUCCGCCAUCUCAGGAUUAAUGGGCACCUUUCUGUUUACCAAGCUAAGAAGACAUUAUGGCUUAGUGGUCACAGGGAUUAUCUCUAGCUGCCUUCAUGUUGGUUGUCUAAUGCUUUGCGUAUUUUCAGUCUUUGCUCCGGGAAGCCCCUUUGACUUGGGGAUUUUCUCUAUUCUUACGGGUAUGAAUUCUUCUUUAAAUACUGAGAAGUUGCAUCAAAAUCAACUCCACAUAUAUCCAUCUCAAGGGAAUAUCAACCAACCUAUCCUUUCAGACCGUUCCUCAAUCCACUGGACUAACAAUACUGUGUUGUUUGAGAGUGUCCGUGCCAGCGAUCAGCCAGACUCCUACAUUUCCAUCAUACUGCUCUUUUCAGGAGUUAUAUUAGCCAGAGUGGGUCUUUGGUCAUUUGACCUGACAGUGACUCAGCUUCUCCAAGAGAACAUCCCAGAAUCCGAGCGAGGGGUCGUCAAUGGAGUGCAAAGCUCAAUGAAUUACCUGAUGGAUCUAGUUCAUUUCAUCAUGGUCAUUCUAGCUCCACAACCUCAACAGUUUGGGCUCCUGGUCAUCAUCUCAAUCCUGUUUGUGAUAGCUGGACACACCAUGUAUUUUUUUUAUACCAAAAAAUAUAAAACAAUAGAGAGGGAAUCACCAAAUACUCCUGCCUGACAGUCUUGUGAGGAACCAUUUUAAACAGCUAACGCUCUUUGUAGUAUAAUUUUCGUAGUGUGAGUUUUUAGCAUGAAGUGUUGGAUAACCUUAGCAGACCUGUCCAAUGUUCACCUAAUCUGUUACAUUUCUUUUUUUAUUAUAAUUUUAUACAUGAACCACCCAAUUCCAUAUACAGAUUCAAUGAACUUCACUGAAAAUAAACAUACAUUAUUUAAUCUACAA